Messenger RNA from Drosophila obscura, 1731 nucleotides. It is a transcript of the gene Trf4-2, whose product is annotated as inactive non-canonical poly(A) RNA polymerase protein Trf4-2. The record is from RefSeq and is a predicted model, not a curated record. Gene Ontology annotation, cellular component: nucleolus; TRAMP complex. The transcript has a single exon. Gene Ontology annotation, molecular function: mRNA binding; poly(A) RNA polymerase activity. Lineage: Eukaryota; Metazoa; Arthropoda; Insecta; Diptera; Drosophilidae. The coding region runs from base 366 to 1547 and encodes 393 amino acids. Gene Ontology annotation, biological process: RNA 3'-end processing.
GUUAUUCCAGAGUUUUCAAAUAAGGCUAUAUUUUUUUUACUACAUUAUUUCAGCUUAAAAUAUUUAAUUCAAAGGUUUUCCAUUAAAUUCGCGCAUUUUUUAAAAGCAAAGUUGAUUAACAAUUCUCGCCAUCCAAAUCGAAGCAGAGUGGCAGCCCUAAAUAACGGUGCCGCGGCAUUUUUAUUCCCUUUUCCUUUUGUGCUUCUUUUUCUGAUUCUGUUCUGUUGCUGUUGCGCUGCUUCGGCUUCGCUUUGUUCAAAAAUUGUCAAAAAACAACAAGGAGGUGGAUAAAUAGCAUUCAAUUUCUGGAAGACGACUUGUAUCUGGAUCUUGGAUAGAGGCAGAGGAACGCUAUCUAUCGUAUCAUGUGUGACGCAGCGAAUCAAGCGAAGCCUUGGCGCUUAGCCAACUUUUCAUACGGCAACGGAAUCCCGGCACUCUGUCUGCUGCAUCAGGAGAUUGAGCAGUUUCACGCCUAUAUUCAAUCCACAGCGACGGAGUUCUAUCUGCGCGCAGAAGCAGUGCGCUGCAUUGAAGAUAUGCUGGUCUCCAUAUGGCCAGGGGCCAGUGUCGAAGUUUUUGGCUCAUUUCGCACCGGCCUGAAUUUGCCGCUCUCGGACAUUGAUCUCGUCGUCCAAAACCGUAGAUGCUACUGGUACAAUCCGCCACUGCACGAGCUGGAGAGUGAGCUUGUGGCACGCGGUGUCGCCGAUCCGCACACAGUCAACGUGGUGGACACGGCUGCAGUGCCCGUGGUCAAGUUCACGGAGCGCGUGUCGCAAAUCAAAUUCGACAUCAGCUUCAAUGUGGGUUCCGGUGUGAAGGCGGCCGAGCUGAUCAAGGACUUUAUUCGCCAGUUUCCGGAUUUGCCAAAGCUUGUGAUGGUCCUGAAGCAGUUCCUCGCGAUGCACGGUCUGAACGAAGUCUAUCGCUCGGGAGGCAUCUCCUCCUACGCCAUUACCCUAAUGUGCAUCGGCUUUCUCCAGCAUCAGGCGCAGGCCAACAAAAAGUACAGCAGCAACAACAGGCUGGGGAUGUUGCUGCUCAAGUUUCUGGAGUACUAUGGACGCAAAUUCGACUUCAACAAGUACGUGAUUUCGGUGCUGGGCAAUGGAGGCUGUCAGACGAAGGAACACCUGAGAUCUACCAUGGGCAACUACAACUGGCAGUCAUUUUUGAGCAUUCAGGAUCCGAUCACACCGACCAACGACAUUGGACGAAGCUCGUACGCAGCCUUGAGUGUAAUGCAAAUGCUUGAAGCUGCUUUCCAGAAGCUAUCCCGCCUGGUGGACCUGGACCCGACAAAGAUAACUGGACCCAUACUGGACAGCAUAUUGGAUGUCCCCCAGCAGGUGAUCAAUCACAGACAAUGGGUACACUUUAAUUUUCAGCAUUUGGCGAGUUCCGCCAGCUCUUCUGGCCCGUCACCACUGUGCCAGUCUCCAGGCAAAAUAGUGAAGCGGCGACGCAGCUCGCAGUACACUGAUGCGAAGGAGGACGAACAGACUGACGGCAAUGCGAAUGCUCCAAAUAUGUUAGAGUGCUAAAAAAGUUUAGUUUAUUUAUGUUCCUUUAAUUGCAACCAUUACGAACUUUAAGUUGGACUACGUUAAUUACGUUGUAAGCUAAUUUACAGUUUUAUUUUAGUUCUAGUUUAUAUAAUUCGUAUUUCAAUUUUCAUUGUGUAUUUUAUGCUCGGCAUAUAAAAAAAAACAAAAACCAAAAAAAAAA